Messenger RNA from Dujonia railenensis, 489 nucleotides. NCBI's taxonomy places the organism in Eukaryota, Fungi, Ascomycota, Pichiomycetes, Serinales, Debaryomycetaceae. The record is from the annotation of a GenBank genome assembly.
AUGAAGAUAUUGAACCCUAGAGAUAAGUUUCUCUCCAACUACGAGGUGUCGGUGCAUCUUAAUGAAAUAAAAAAGAAGAAUAACUGGACCUUUAAGCCAGAUGAAGAUACUUCCUUCUCGAAGAAGAAGAAGAGAUUCACUGCAUGUGGCUUGGAUUUGGAAGUAAUAACCAGAGACUUGUCCUCAUAUCUUAAUAGUAGCCCGUGCUCCGUCAUAAAAGAUCCAGAUUCAUUCACAGAACUACUCAAAUUCUUGAAUGAAUUCGACUUGAUGAAGAUUGAAAAGCUACAGAUUGUCAACUCAUUACCUAGAACCAUGGUCUGCCUAUAUGCAGUCGUUGAAGAAUUCGACCUGAGGUUUGAUGAAGAUACUUGUGACAAGAUAAUUGGGAAGAUCAACGAGUUGUUUCCAGUAGAAGGGGCCAAUGAGGAGGAAGGUGAAGAAGAAGGCAAAUUUGAAGAUGCAGAAGAUACGCCAAUGGAAGGGUAA